CGGGGCUGAUCAUGAAGACAUUAGCCGUCUUGCAUGCGGGGCCCUUUUCUCACUUUUUUAUUUCAGCUGUUUCAGGAAGUGGGCCAGACUCACCAAAAUCAGGAAACUAGCUGCUGCUAUUAAUAUUACGGCGCUUAACCUCUGGUUGCGCCAAUGCCGUCUCAGCAGAGGGGGAAAGGCCGUCCAGCAGACCCGAGAAACUGAAAGAAAGGUCUAUAUUUGCGCAGAUGCCACAUUUUGCCGGGUGAGUGGCUGCUAGUCGUCCUAACCAUGGAAGGAGUCGUCCCCAUCUCCGAGUCAGGAGCCGAAUCCCCCACCAAGUGUACACUGUUAAUUCUGCACACUGCCGAGGCACAGGAGUGGGCAAAGUAUUUGCAGAUGAUCCUGAACUCCUCCACUGAAUUGUGCAAAAGGUCCAUUUUGUUGUACACCGUCGGCCUGGCCGAUCAGCUCCACGAAUACAACUUUGAAUGUUUCCACAGCAUCAAGUGCGUUGUGCUGCUGUUGACGGCGGCCUUUUUGGACAUUCUUCAUGACGUUCAGCUGUGCGAAGCACUCCAGAGACUCCUUCAUCCUCCACACAAAGUGGUGGUGCUGCUGUGCGGUUUGUCGGAGGAUGAUGUACUCCCCGGGAACUUUGAACACUGGCCCAGCUGGAGGAAACUCCAUGCUGAGGACGAGCCUGCCCUCUACAUCUCCACCGUUCUCGAGUGCAUCACUUACAGCAAACAAGAGGAGGCUGAGCAGCAGAGCGCCGCUUCAGACUAUGCAGAGUCACAGAUCGCGCCGGCCUCUUUGGCUGGGAAUCAAAUAUCUGGAGAAACAGAGGAAGAAAAACCAGUAGGGGAAAAGGACACCGGCUGGGAAGACGUAGAAAAUGUGACCCCAGAAACAUCCACAAGCGAGGAAAUUAUCACCUGCCUCACCGUUCAACCAACCAGAGUUCUGUGUGGGGACCGUGUGACCAUCUUCAUCAUCCUUACACGAAAACUGGACAAACAGUUAAAUUUAGAGGUGGAUUUCUUCUCUGAGAACAUCACUCCGACACGGGUCACAGGGACUUUCGAGAACGAAUAUACCGUCAGUGUCACCGCCCCUGAUUUGCCUGCUGGAGUGGUGUCACUGGUGUUGUACACCGAUCAGUCUCCCGUCUGCUUGAGGCCCAUUACAUACUAUACCAACAUGGGAGAGGUCAGCCGCCAUCUUGAAAACGCCACUGAUCCCAUGGAAUUCAUUAGCCAGGCGUUCAACAUCACAGCCAAUAUAACGGAAUCGCUGGACGACAUUUUAACCGCCUCGCUACAAUCCAGGAUGCCUGCGGACAAGCUUAAUCUGUUUGGAAAUAGACAGAUUGAAGAAGACAAUAUGUCAGCAUACCAGCGAACCGAGGAGCUUCCCACAGUGCUUCACUUUUCUGCCAAGUACGGCCUGAAGAAGCUGACCAAGGUCCUCCUCAAGUGUCCCGGGGCUUUGCAGGCUUACAGUGUGAUGAACAAGGAUGGAGACUACCCAAAUACACUGGCGGAGAAGAGCGGCUUCUCAGAUCUCAGACAGUUCAUGGAUGACUUUGUCGAGACGGUCGACAUACUCAAGAGCCAAAUGAGCGACUCCAUCGCCACGGAGGAGGAUGGGGAGGUGUAUGAGUUUAUGUCAACAGUAAACACUGAAGACGUCAUCGCCACGGAGGAGGAUGGGGAGGUGUAUGAGUUUAUGUCAACAGUAAACACUGAAGACGUCAUCGCCAAGUACUCGAGUGGCACAGAGGACAUCUAUGAGUCAAUGUUGGGGAUAGACCCUGAUUGCAUUGAGGACCUAUAUGAAGUGAUGAAUGCGGCAGAAGAGUGUCAGAACCCUGAGGAGGCUAUGCUGAGAAAGUUCUUCCAACCAACACCUGGGUCAAGUCAAGCCCAAGAUGAAGAGAAUAAAGUAAUAUCUGAGGAAGAGGCAAAAGGUGAGCAAGAUGACUUGGAGAGGUAUGAGGAAGAGGAGGACCCAUACAACCUCUUCCCAGAAGAUGUCUAUUACGCUGUAGAUGAAAAAGCAAUUUAUAGGCCAGAUGUAUGGAAUCGUCCCCCAGCCCCAGUACCCAGACCUGAAGCUUCUGAGCACAAGCAGCCCCAAACGUACAUCUCCAGAGUCUUUUCAGAAACAACGACCCCAAAGUGUACGAACAUGGAGUCCAUUAAAGACUUCUAUACGACACAGGACUAUGCUGAGAUGACGACCCCUGGACAGAAGCAGCUCAUCGCUCUGCAGGACAGGGUGAAGAUAGGCAAAAUUAGUGUGGACGAGGCAGUCUUAGAGUUCAGGGCCUGGAAGUUGGACCAUGAGCAAAGGUCUAGCUCCAUUCGCUAUCAGCAGCAAAAUCUGCAGAGGCUACGAGAAAGCAUCACCAGGCGCCACAAAGAGAGGGAGAAGAUUGGAAAGGAGCUCGAUUACGAAAUAACCGCUCCACUCCAGAGCGACUGGGGCUGUGCUGUGUCAUUGGAGUGUGCUGUGUAUGAAUCCUCCCCUCAACUGGUAGCCCCUGCGCCUCCAUACACCUGUACCAUCAAGAGAGGAAACUGGAAGACAGGCAGCAACUCCAGCUCAUCCAGUAUAGAGAGUAACAGACUCAGCACACACAGCACCAUUAGCUACAGCAGUGGGACAGAACCUGAUUUUGAGGACACAGCGGACAUCAUCCCUCGUCGACAACAGCCCCCACGGCCAUCAGAUGCUGCGCCUGUCAUUCCUCCACCAAGGAUUCCUCCACGAGUCCCAGGAAGGGUACCAGAGAACACGUUGGAUGAUCGGUACAUAUCCUACCCUACCAGAGCUCUUCCUCAAAUACCUUCUCACAGGGGCACCUCACUACCCCCCAUACCUCGCCGGACGCGGUGAUUGACGUGCAGACUCCAAAAAAAACAGUCUUGCUUUAUUCCGAUAUGAAGAGGUUAUACAUUUGUGUGAGACAGUGGCCAUUAUCCCAAUGUGAAUAUUACUAUAGUGAAAAUGGAUUCUGGGACAUGCACUGAUAGAGGCACGCUUGGCCGCUCGUGUUGUUGUUUUGGGUGUUUGUUGAGUUUAGUAGGUCCCAGUUUGUUUGUUUGUUGUGCGAUCUGGUUCAUCACAAGGAUCAUAUGCAGUAAGCCCUGUUAUACCAAAGGGACGUUUUGCAAAGUGCAGGCUGUGUUCAGUCAGUGUCAGUGGUUCUCUACUCCAGUCUCCCGGGUACCCCGAGUGGUCCUGGUUUUCCGUCCUUCCGGUUAGUUCAUUACGCCCACCUGCUAUGCCAGAUGCCAAAACUCCCUGAUUAGACAGCGGACACACGUGGCAGAAUGGAGAACAUGUGGCGCUUGUGGUCUCUGUGCUAAGUGAACACCUUUAGAAUAAUGAUGUUGUAAGUCUGCACGUUGUUGCCGGGUGUAUGUUACUGCUGUUUUUUUCACGCUACGAUAAUAAACAAA
Messenger RNA from Lampris incognitus (smalleye Pacific opah), 3449 nucleotides. RefSeq names its product phosphoinositide-3-kinase adaptor protein 1 (gene pik3ap1). The record is from RefSeq and is a predicted model, not a curated record. Gene Ontology annotation, cellular component: cytosol. Gene Ontology annotation, molecular function: signaling receptor binding; phosphatidylinositol 3-kinase regulatory subunit binding. The coding region runs from base 271 to 2883 and encodes 870 amino acids. The transcript has 17 exons. Lineage: Eukaryota; Metazoa; Chordata; Actinopteri; Lampriformes; Lampridae.